UGCCCCGAGAAAUAUUGAAGGCAGCUCGUCUCGCAAUUGGUUUAAGCGUUGACACACUGGAAUGGCCGUGUUUAAAUCGCUAGGUAUACCUGCGAGGCAAAACUCGGGGAAAACAUACUCGCCGACUUGCGGAAGUCGGUAGACAGUUGUACCUUUCCCAAAAGAAACAAAAUGGACUCCUGAAACUACACGGAACGUUAUAGGCAAUCGUUUUUAAAGGUUAUUGGAGAAGAACCGGGCCCCGCGAUCAUUUAAUUACCCUCAUCACCGAACAGCAAUUACAUCUUGCUGGAGACUGGAGAAUAUUUCCCAAGCUCUUCCCCUUCUGAACCAAUGGAAGGGUCUGACAGUUCAGAGCAGAGUGGCAGUGACCAGCUGGAGUCCCAGCGUCGGAGGCAGCUGGAUCGUCUUGACAGAGAAGAAGCCUUCUACCAAUUUGUCAACAAUCUGAGUGAUGACGACUAUCGUCUUAUGAGGGACAACAACCUUUUGGGCACCCCGGGAGAGGCAACUGAGGAUGAGCUGUUCAGUAGACUUCAGAAUAUCAAAAAUGAUGCAGAGCAGCAGACUAACACACCAAGUACAGAAAAUGUAGAGGAUCCUGCUGCAAUUAUAGAACAACCUGAAACCUCAGAAGAUCCUGCUAAUGGUGAUAGUCUCCUAGAAUGGCUCAACACGGUGAGGCGCACAGGCAACACAACCAGAACUGGUCAUCGGGGAAACCAGUCAUGGAGGGCAGUAAGUCAGACCAACCCAAACAGUGGGGACUUUCGCUUCAGCCUGGAAAUCAGCGUUAAUCGCAACUUAGCUGAGCAGCAGGCAGCUGCUGAAGGAGAACAGCAGCCUCCAGAGUCUCAAGCAGAAAAUGGAAUACCUGAACCACCCGUUCUCAUGGAGACAGGAGUGGUAGAAGAACGAGUAGUUGAGCAAAUGGCUGUCAUAGUAGAGCCAGAGCCAGAGCCUGAACCUGAACGGGAAGAGACUGUUUCCAAUGAGACACAUGGAGACCCCUCCAGCUCACCAGUUGUUGUCUCAGUUCAACCUACACUUUCUCUGUCUCUACGUAGAGGACGUAGGAGAGCUCGGAGCCGCAGUUCUGAACCAUGCAGAACCAGGGCUCGUGCAGCCCGGAGCCGUUCCCCCCUCCGUUCAGAUCAGAUGGAAGAACUGCCUAAUCCUCGGUUUGCUCAUACAUCUCAAGGACCCAGCACUGAUACCAGCGCUCCACAUGUGCCUCAAGUGGAGGGUAGUUCUCGGACUCGACAGCAUGUGCUUUCCAGACAAAGUGCUGCAGAGGGUGAUAUUCAGCAGCCCAGGAUUGAAACGGAACAAACUCCAGAGACCCAAAGCGCUGUUUCUCAUGAAGGGGAAAGUGGAAUUGAAGGUGGUGCAGCUGGACGAAGGCCACCUACUAUAAUGCUUGAUCUUCAGGUGCGUCGGGUGCGUCCGGGUGAAUAUCGCCAAAGGGACAGCAUUGCCAGCCGUACACGUUCGCGGUCACAGAACUCAAACAACACAUUUCUUUAUGAAAGUGAGCGUGGUGGAUUUCGCAGGACUUUCUCACGCUCUGAGCGUGCUGGUGUCCGGACCUAUGUCAGUACAAUCCGUAUCCCUAUCCGUAGAAUAUCGGAUGCAAGUUUGGGAGAGGCGACCUCAAUGGCUCUCCAGUCUAUGAUUCGACAGAUCAUGACCGGCUUCGGUGAGCUCGGCUACCUCAUGGAUUCGGACUCAGAUUCUUCCGAUUCCAACCGUGCAGCCAGUGCAUCUGUGGAUUUGGCUGAAAACACCAGUAACCUAGAUGCCCCCACUCUUACUGAACCUGUUGUUGAUGAACCACCUGUGCCUACGGGAGAGAGUGCAAGGACAGUUGAGCCUGCUGUCGAUGAAGGACUUGCCACUGCCCCGCCAGCCCCUGGUGGCAGGGCUAGACCCAGAGCCCCUGUCAGCCUUGAAGAGCCAAGGUCAUUGCCCCUCCUCCGACUGGCUCACUUCUUCCUAUUAAAUGAUGAAGACGAGGACCAACCCCAAGGGCUGACCAAAGAACAGAUUGACAACCUUGCCAUGCGCAACUUUGGAGAAAGUGACGCCUUGAAGACUUGCAGUGUUUGUAUAACAGAGUAUGCAGAAGGAAACAAGCUCCGGAAGCUUCCUUGCUCCCAUGAGUAUCAUGUGCAUUGCAUUGAUCGCUGGCUAUCAGAAAACUCCACCUGCCCAAUCUGUCGCAGGGCCGUUCUGGUGUCUACCAAUAGAGAGAGUGUCGUGUAGUGUAGUCCACAACAAACCUCUUUGGCUACUCUUUAGUGAUGUAAUAACCCAAAUUCAUGAAUAAUUUUAAAGAGAAAAGUUUGUUGAAAUAUAUCCCAUCCAAGCCAAUAGCAAGUUUUUUUUUCCAAUCACCAGAUUGAUUUGGGUUGCGCCACGGUGGCAGUGAUGGAGGUUACGGUUGCUGUUUGGUAUUCUGGUUUUAUGAUAUACCCGGUGGAACAUUGUUGGUUAUCAUGUGUGUGCAUUUUCUUUUGAACAGAGCGUCUACUUUGUCUCUUUCCUGGUUUUAAGGCUUAGGUGCAAUCUUGACGAAAGACCAGGUACAACAAAUAUGUUGUUGUAAGGUGGAGACAAUUAGUGUGUAUUGAAAAUGGCUGAUUACCGCAACCUUCAUUUGGAGCCCUGAAACAGUCAGUCAAUACACUCAACUACUAAAGUCCCACUGCCCACCGGUCCUAAGUUGGUCUCACACCAUGCAUGCUGUCUAAAUUAACCCUUUAUGUGAUUUUUUUUUUUUUUUUUUUUUUUUUUUUUUUUGCACUGUCUCGAGUUGUGUGUGAAAGAGAGCCACUAUUCUCAAGAAAACAAUCUGUUUAUAAAAGCUGUGCACCUGCAGGCAGUUUGAGCAGCUCAAAUCUGCACCCUUUUUUUUUUUAUUUGUUAAAGCACCUAAACAAUGCCUUACAUGCCAUAAGGUGUGUAGUGGUACAGUUCACUUAUUCCUGGUCAAAGUAUUAGCUGUAAAUAAGCUUGUAUAAAUACUUUUGGAGUCAUCCUUUGUAUCAAUGGUUUUAAUUUUGCAUUGUAAAUCAUAAGAUUAAGGGUUUAUUGGCCCGUGUUACUGUCUACCAGGGCAACCCUUAAUUUACAUAUAAACAUAGUUGGGAUAAUUAUACAACUGAUUUUUAUUUAGUUAUUGAUAUGGCCAAAUGAGGAGCUUGUUGGUUUGCCAUUUCAUGUAUACACUGCCAUGUUUGCAAUGGCAUAAUGUACAGGUGUAAUAAAGUUUUAUAAUUGAAAAAGAACAUGGAACACAAGUUAGAUUAAGAAAUGCAAGUCAACUUUUGGAUUUGGAUAUAUAUUGCCAUCAAACAAAAGUUUGACUUUUAGCGAUACCAGUUAUUUGGGAUGCCGCAAUAUUGGUUGUAUAUAUCUGAAAUAAUACUGUUGACAGUUAAUUUCCCCACUUUGCCUUGACUAAAAAUCUUAAUAUACCUGGUUUACGCUUAAACGUUUCCUGGAUUUUAGAAAUACUGGGCAAUUGCACCCCACAAUUAUUCAAUUGAUUUACUUACAAACUUACAACUACAGAUGAUUUGCUAAGCUAAAUUAAAUGUAGCGUCACCUUUUCAGUUCAAAAUGGGAUAACUUACAAAGCUUAAUUUCCAUCUAAGUCCAAAGUUUUCUGUCUGAAAUUGGCCAAUUUUGAAAAGGAUCCCAUCAUCGUGCGUCAGUCUUGAUCAGAUCCUGUUAGGCUUUUUAAGUUGUUCAGCCACAGAUGUUCAUUACAUCCCAUGCAAAAGACAAAACAGAAAACAAUAUUAAUGUAUGGUAUUAAAUCUGUCAAUGGCUGAAAUCCUUAAUAAAGAUGUUUUGCAUUAUUAAA
Messenger RNA from Syngnathoides biaculeatus (alligator pipefish), 3871 nucleotides. It is a transcript of the gene rlim, whose product is annotated as ring finger protein, LIM domain interacting. The transcript has 4 exons. Gene Ontology annotation, biological process: protein ubiquitination; random inactivation of X chromosome; ubiquitin-dependent protein catabolic process. Gene Ontology annotation, cellular component: cytoplasm; nucleoplasm. Gene Ontology annotation, molecular function: ubiquitin protein ligase activity. Lineage: Eukaryota; Metazoa; Chordata; Actinopteri; Syngnathiformes; Syngnathidae. Bases 334 to 2265 code for a protein of 643 amino acids. The record is from RefSeq and is a predicted model, not a curated record.